UCAGGACAAUCUAUUGGACUCAAUCGGUCUAAAUUCUGAAGGAAGUUACUUGGAUUCACUACAACACAUAUUUCAACAGAAAUCAAUUAUUCAAAAGGGAACAUUCAGGAAUCAAGAAAUCACAGGAAAUUGCAUCACAACACACGCUCAGCAUUGAGCAAUAGGGAGAUUGGAAAUCCUCCAACUACCAAACAUGGGGAAAAAGGUAGAGACGUUGAUCCUGGUCAUGCUUGCAUCACAUUAUGCAAUUGCGCAAUCGUCGUCAUCAACAACUGAAGCAACAGAAUCAACCACAAGUGGAGCAACAGAAUCAACAACAACUGCAGUAACAGAAUCAACCACAAGUGGAGUAACAGAAUCAACAACAACUGCAGUAACAGAAUCAUCCACAACUGGAGAAACAACAACUGGAGCAACAGAAUCAACCACAACUGGAGCAACAGAAUCAACAGCAACUGCAGUAACAGAAUCAUCCACAACUGGAGAAACAACAACUGGAGAAACAGAAUCAACCACAACUGGAGCAACAACAACUGGAGAAACAGAAUCAACCACAACUGGAGCAACAACAACUGGAGUAACAGAAUCAACCACAAGCGGAAUAACAGAAUCAACUACAUCUGAGACUACAUUAUCACAAACAACUGAAGCAACUGAAUCAUCUACAACUGCAGCAACAGAAUCGACCACAACUGAAGACACAACUACAACUGGAGCAACAGAAUCAACCACAAUUGGAACAACUGAAUCAACCACAACUGGAGCAACAGAAUCAACCACAGCUGAAGUAACAACAACUGGAGUAACAGAAUCAACCACAACUGGAGCAACAGAAUCAGCAACUGCAGUAACAGAAACAACCACAGCUGGAGUAACAACGACUGGAGCAACAGAAUCAACCACAGCUGUAACAACACCUUCACCAACAACUGAAGCAACAGAAUUAACCACAACUGAAGUAACAAUGACUGGAGCAACAGAAUCAACCACAGAUGUUACAACAACUUCACCAACAACUGAAGCAACAGAAUCAACCACAAUUGGAGCCACUGAAUCAACAACAACUGCAGUAACAGAAUCAACCAUAACUGGAGUAACAACGACUGGAGCAACAGAAUCAACCACAGGUAUAACGACACUAUCACCAACAACUGAAGGAACAGAAUCAACCACAAUUGGAGCCACUGAAUCAACAACAACUGCAGUAGCAGAAUCAACCACGACUGGAGCAACAGAAUCAGCCACAGGUAUAACGACACCGUUACCAACAACUGAAGCAACAGAAUCAACCACAAUUGGAGCAACUGAAUCAACCACAACUGGAGUAACAACGACUGGAGCAACAGAAUCAACCACAGCUGUAGCAACAACUUCACCAACAACUGAAGCAACAGAAUCAACCACAAUUGGAGCCACUGAAUCAACAACAACUGCAGUAGCAGAAUCAACCACGACUGGAGCAACAGAAUCAACCACAGGUAUAACGACACCGUCACCAACAACUGGAGCAACAGAAUCCACCACAAGUGAAAUUACGGAAUCAAUUACAUCUGUGACUACACCAUCAUCAUCAACUGAAGCAACAGAAUCGACCACAACUGGAGAAACACAAUCAACCACAAUUGGAGCAACUGAAUCAACAACAACUGCAAUAACAGAAUCAACAACAACUGCAAUAACAGAAUCAACCUCAACUGGAGUAACAACGGUUGGAGCAACAGAAUCAACCACAGCUGUAACGACACCUUCACCAACAACUGAAGCAACAGAAUCAACCUCAAUUGGAGCAACUGAAUCAACAACAACUGCAAUAACAGAAUCAACCACAACUGAAGUAACAACUGAAGCAACAGAAUCAACCACAAUUGGAGUAACAGAAUCCACCACAAGUGGAAUAACAGAAUCAAGUACAUCUGUGAUUACACCACCACCAUCAACUGGAGUAACAGAAUCAACCACGGCUGCAGUAACAGAAACGACCACAAAUGGAGUAACAGAGUCAACCACAACUGGAGUAACAGAUUCGACUUCAACUGGAGCAACAGAAUCGACCACAAUUGGAGCAACAAAAUCAACCACAAUUGGAGUAACAGAAACGACCACAAAUGGAGUAACAGAGUCAACCACAACUGGAGUAACAGAAUCGACCACAACUGGAGCAACAGAAUCGACCACAAUUGGAGCAACACAAUCAACCACAAUUGGAGUAACAGAAUCGACCACAGCUGCAGUAACAGAAACGACCACAAAUGGAGCAACAGAAUCAACCACAACAGGAGUAACAGAAUCGACCACAACUGGAGCAACCGAAUCAACCACAACUGGAACAACAGAAUCGACCACAAUUGGAGCUACACAAUCAACCACAAUUGGAGUAACAGAAUCGACCACAACUGGAGCUACACAAUCAACCACAAUUGGAGUAACAGAAUCGACCACAGCUGCAGUAACAGAAUCGACCACAAUUGGAGUAACAGAAUCGACCACAGCUGGAGCAACACAAUCAACCACAACUGGAGCAACACAAUCAACCACAACUGGAGCGACAGAAUCAACCGCAACGGGAGUAACAGAAUCGACCACAACUGGAGCAACACAAUCAACCACAACGGGAGUAACAGAAUCAACCACAACUGGAGCAACAGAAUUGACCACAACUGGAGCAACACAAUCAACCACAACGGGAGUAGCAGAAUCAACCACAACUGGAGCGACAGAAUCGACCACAACUGGAGCAACACAAUCAACCACAACGGGAGCAACAGAAUCGACCACAACUGGAGCAACACAAUCAACCACAACAAGAGUAACAGAAUCAACCACAACUGGUGCAACAGAAUUGACCACAACUGGAGCAACACAAUCAACCACAACGGGAGCAACAGAAUCGACCACAACUGGAGCAACACAAUCAACCACAACAGGAGUAACAGAAUCAACCACAACUGGUGCAACAGAAUUGACAACAACUGGAGCAACACAAUCAACCACAACUGGAGCAACACAAUCAACCACAACUGGAGCAACACAAUCAACCACAACUGGAGUAACAGAAUCGACCACAACUGGAGCAACACAAUCAACCACAACUGGAGCAACAGAAUUGACCACAACUGGAGUAACAGAAUCGACCACAAAUGAAGCCACAGAAUCAACCACAACGGGAGUAACAGAAUCGACCACAACUGGAGCAACACAAUCAACCACAACUGGAGCAACAGAAUUGACCACAACUGGAGUAACAGAAUCGACCACAACUGGAGCAACAGAAUUGACCACAACGGGAGUAACACAAUCGACCACAACUGGACCAACACAAUCGACCACAACUGGAGCAACACAAUCGACCACAACUGGAGCAACAGAAUCGACCACAACUGGAGCAACACAAUUGACCACAACUGGAGUAACAGAAUCAACUACAACUAGAGUAACACAAUCGACCACAACUGGAGUAACAGAAUCGACCACAACUGGAGUAACAGAAUCAACUACAACUAGAGUAACAGAAUCAACCACAACGGGAGUAACAGAAUCGACCACAACUGGAGCAACACAAUCGACCACAACUGGAGUAACAGAAUCGACCACAACUAGAGUAACAGAAUCAACCACAACUGGAGCAACACAAUCGACCACAACUGGAGUAACAGAAUCGACCACAACUGGAGCGUCAGAAUCGACCACAACUGGAGUAACAGAAUCGACCACAACUGGACCAACACAAUCGACCACAACUGGAGCAACACAAUCGACCACAACUGGAGCAACACAAUCGACCACAACUGGAGCAACAGAAUCGACCACAACUGGAGUAACAGAAUCAACCACAACUGCAGUAACACAAUCAACCACAACUGGAACAACUGAACCUACCCCAUCUGUAGUAACACAGUCAACUACAACUGGAGUAGCAGACACUAUUAUUCGUUCGUCUCCUGUUUAUCAGAUUGAGAUUUUGAUUUUGAACAUAAACUUUAUUGAAGCUUUAAACAACUCACAGAGCCCAGAGUUCCGGGCGCAAGCAGAAGAGAUUGAACGUCCAUUUGAUGUGAUCUAUAGUGCACGUUACGGUGGAUCGUUUCGGCAGACUGUUGUUAGAGCUUUCAGGCUGUCUUCUCGCAACCAAAUGGACAACGUUGAGACAGACGUUGAUCUUGAGUUCAAUGCAGAUUCAACAGAACCCCUCCCUGAAAGUUCCGAUGUGGUUCAAACCUUGAAUUCCGCCCUGAUCAACUCCAAUUCAGGCUUUAAUCUGACUGUGUCUACUGACAUUGUUGUUAAAAGUGCACCUCGCUCAACAGCCAUUCCUGAGUUCCGCACAGAUGAAACAUUUACUGCGGAUCUUUCCAACACCAGUUCCGCUGCCUUCCAGAACAGAUCUUCCCUCAUCAAAAGAGAGCUUGAGCCCUUUUUCAUUGAAGACUUCCAGUCAGAUUUCAUCAGCCUCACACCAAGAAGCUUCCGCGAUGGCUCAAUUAUCCACACAACAGACAUUACUGUGACUGCCAACGCCACCUUCCCCAAUGACACACAGAUUAUAGCUACUUUGAAAAGAGCUGCCUUGAGUGGAAGUUUGUCAUUUACCAUCACCUUCAUCAAUGGCACAGCUGUAGCACCACUAUCAACCACAGCUGGACCAACACAAUCAACCACGACUGGAGUAACACAGUCAACUACAGCUUUAACUACACAAUCAACCACAACUGGAGUCACACAAUCAACCACAAUUGGAACUACACAAUCAACCACAACUGGAGUCACACAAUCAACCACUACUGGAGCAACACAAUCAACCACAACUGGAGUCACACAAUCAACCACAACUGGAGUCACACAAUCAACCACAACUGGAACUACACAAUCAACCACAACUGGAGUCGCACAAUCAACCACAACUGGAGCAACACAAUCAACUACAACUACCGUACCUCCUACCACAACUACGAUAACCCAAGCCCCUUCUACAGCUAUGACAUCCCAGGCCCCUACUACAACUACGACAACCCAAGCCCCUACAACAACAACCCAAGCCCCUACUACAACUAUGACAACCCAAGCCCCUACCAUAACUACAACCACUACAACUACAUCAACAACAACAACCCAAGCCCCUACUACAACAACAACAACAACCCAAGUCCCUACUACAACAACAACAACAACAACCCAAGCCCCUACUACAACAACAGCAACAACAACCCAAGCCCCUACUACAACAACAACAACAACCCAAGUACCUACUACAACAACAACAACGACAACCCAAGCCCCUACCACAACAACAACAACCCAAGCCCCUACAACAACAACAACAACAACAACAACAACCCAAGCCCCAACAACCACAACUCGUCCAGCUCCUACUAUUGCGGUUCAGGCUGUUAUUGUCAUAGUAUUCACAGAGGCUCUUACCAACCCACAGAGCCCAGAGUUCCAGCAGCAAGCAGUUGUAGUUCAAACUGCAUGUGAUGUGAUCUAUAGUGCACGCUAUGGUGUAUUGUUUGUGCGGACUAUUGUUAUAGCUUUCAGGCUGUCUUCUCGUAACCGAAUGGACAACGUUGAGACAGAUGUUGAACUUGUGUUCAAUGCGGAUUCAACAGAACCCAUCCCUGAAAGUUCCGAUGUGGUUCAAACCCUGGCUACCGCCGUGGAAAACCCCAAUUCAGGCUUUAAUCUGACUGUGGUUCCCGGCUCCAUUGUUGUUACAAGUGCACCUCGCUCAACAGGCAUUCCUCAAUUCCGAACCAAUGACACAUUUACUGCUGAUCUUUCAAUUACUUCUUCUGCAGCCUUCCAGAGCAGAGCUUCACUCAUCAAAAGAGAGCUUGAGCCCUUUUUCAUUGAAGACUUCCAGUCAGAUUUCAUCAGCCUCACACCAUCAGGCUUCAGAAAUGGCUCAAUUAUCCAUUCGACAGACAUUACUGUGACUGCCAAUGCCACAUUCCCCAAUGACACACAGAUUAUAACCACUUUGACUAGAGCUGCGUUGAGUGGAAAUUUGUCAUUUACCAUCACCUUCAUCAAUGGCACAGCGGUGUCAGCUGGUGAAGUCAGCAGCAGUGUUAACCUCCUGAGUGCCUGUGGACUCACCAUCAUGUCUCUCCUUGCUGGUCGGGCCUGGUAGACUACUCCGGUGGUAUCACUCUCACAUCCUGCUUGUAUUUCAUGUCUGUCUGUUGGUGUGUUACAUUGUGAGAUUGUAAGACCUCGAUAAGCUGAAUGUUUUAUAUCUAUAUAUUAGUUUUGAUGAAUGAAGAGAGGACAAACAGGCAUGUGCUGUAACUGCACUGACUUGAGUCGAUGAUCACAUGUAUACCUCAAACUGUUGAUAUUCACUUUUUUUUCAGGGAGUAUUCUGACAAAUUCUGUCAGAAUGAUUAGAAUACUGUAACAGGGUAAACUUAAAAAAAUAGGUUGUUAUAGAAUUAGAAAAAAUAAAAAUACCAACCAAAAUUCAAUGUUAACUGUUUUGCUAAAAGUAAAUGUUGUAUCAUGUGGGAGAGAUGCAGGCUUAGAACUCCCUUUUGUCAGCUGACUCCUUCAAUAUGUUGUGUUUUCCUACUGUGAUUCAUUUGAGUAAAGUAACUCAUUAAUUGUCCUCAAUCUAUUGACUUUGUUUAUUUAUGCUGAACUAUUUAAUGUGCUGUGGAGAAUCUAAAUGUUUGAUAUGCAGAGCUUGCUAUUUUACAGUAAUGUAUAGUCUACUAAUAAAAUAAAGUAGUUUUAGAAUAAACAAACAAUA
This is a messenger RNA of Sardina pilchardus (European sardine), 6745 nucleotides long. Its product is annotated as mucin-2-like. The record is from RefSeq and is a predicted model, not a curated record. Lineage: Eukaryota; Metazoa; Chordata; Actinopteri; Clupeiformes; Clupeidae. The transcript is spliced from 15 exons. Bases 194 to 6127 code for a protein of 1977 amino acids.